This is a messenger RNA of Pantherophis guttatus, 1961 nucleotides long. The record is from RefSeq and is a predicted model, not a curated record. Lineage: Eukaryota; Metazoa; Chordata; Lepidosauria; Squamata; Colubridae.
AUGGAGUUUGACACCUCUGCUCUAGCUCAUGUUCAGUCAGCUUCAUCCCUCAUGUUGGGAGCAAUGGAUCUAGAGAGUUGCAUGAGCGAAGGUGGUAAGAAUGACCGGGCAGGAGUCAUGCUGCUUCUGAUGCUGAUGCUCUUCUGGCUCCUGGCUCCAACUACAGCACAGAGGCUGCAAAACAUAUCUGUGUUCAGGGAUUAUGUACAGUUAGAGGAAAGUAACUACAGGCCUGGGGAUCUCAUUAUUGGUGGGAAUUUGCCCUUGCGAAUGACUUUAAAGCCUCCUGCCCUAGAUUUUAAUACAGUGAAUCUUCUUUUAGAAACUGUUCUCGUACCCAGUAACUACCAGCAGUUCCUUGCAUUGAUGUUUGCUGUCUCUGAGGUCAAUAAGGAUUUUCUUCUGCUCCCCAACAUCACCCUUGGCUUCCACAUCUACCGCCAUUUCCAGAGGGAGGAGAUUAUUUCCUUAAACAGCCUCUCCAUGCUCGGCUCACGAGGCCAAGUGGUUCCAGGUUACAAAUGUGACCUGCGGGACACUCUGCUCUCCGUCAUUGGUGGUCUCAGUGCCAAGUCUUCAAUGGAGAUGGCCUCCAUCUUCAGCAUCUUUAAGGUCCCACAGAUUCUUCCCUAUUUGAGGAAUGUGCAGUUCAACAACAGUGCUGGAGAUGAAGUCUCCUUCUCAGAAGAUGGACUGGGAUCUGCUCGUUAUGAUCUUCUCAACUGGGUUUUCCUCCCCAAUCAAUCUUUUGUCCCCAUGAAGGUUGGGCAAGUAAAUCCUGAGGCUCCCCCAGGCCAGGAUUUCACCGUUAAAUCUGAUGGCAUUGUCUGGGCCACAAAGACCAUCCCCAUUGCCAGGUGUGGCAUGAAGAGGUGCCAUGCAGGAGAGAGGAGGAGAGUUCCAGAGGGCAAGCAGGUUUGCUGCUACCAAUGUGACCCUUGUCCAGAAGGGACCAUUUCUAAUCAGACAGAUGCAGCUCACUGUGAACCCUGCCCAGAAGACCAAUUUCCCAACAAGGACAAGGACCACUGCAUUACCAAGAAGAUCCACUUCCUUGCCUAUCAAGACACCCUGGGAUACAUUUUAGUUUUUCUCACUCUUUUCCUCUCUGUGAUCACUUCUGUAGUCCUGGUGAUUUUCUAUAAACAUCAUGACACACCAAUUGUCAAGGCUAACAAUCGAGAUCUCACCUACAUCCUCUUGUCCUCCCUCCUGCUCUGCUUCCUCUGCUCCUUCCUUUUCAUUGGUCAGCCAGGGAAGAUCACCUGUCUCUUCCAACAAUCUGCCUUUGCCAUUCUCUUUGCCCUGGCAGUUUCCUCCGUCUUGGCAAAAACUGUCAUGGUAGUUCUGGCCUUCAUGGCCACCAAGCCUGGAAACAGGUCAAGGAAACUCUUAGGAAAACCACUGACCAACUCCAUUGUCAUAGCCUGUCCCCUGAUCCAAGCAGUCCUUUGUGCCACCUGGCUGGGAACCUCUCCCCCGUUUCUUAACUUGGACUUCCACUCCUUGUUUGGAGAGACCAUCUUGGAAUGUAAGCAAGGCUCAGCUGUAAUGUUUUACGGUGUCCUCUCUUACCUAGGACUUUUGGCCCUUGUCAGUUUCACAGUGGCAUUUCUAGCUAGGAAAUUGCCUGAUAGUUUUAAUGAAGCCAAGUUCAUUACUUUUAGCAUGCUGGUCUUUUGCAGUGUUUGGAUCUCCUUCCUCCCCACCUACCUGAGCACCAAAGGGAAGUCCAUGGUGGCUGUGGAGAUCUUCUCCAUUUUGGCCUCUGGAGCUGCUCUCUUGGCUUGUAUCUUUUUCCCCAAAUGCUUCAUUAUUCUAUUGAGGCCAGAUCUGAAUUGUAGAGAAAAUAUAAGAAAGCAAAAUUGAAGCGCCUGGGAGUUGACAGUUAUCACCAUCUCUACCCGACGUUCUCAAAACAUCUUUGGACCUUGGGAUUGGCUCAAUGUUGAACUGGACAU